Globicephala melas (long-finned pilot whale) is the source of this 2675-nucleotide messenger RNA. RefSeq names its product nicolin 1, tubulin polyglutamylase complex subunit (gene NICN1). NCBI's taxonomy places the organism in Eukaryota, Metazoa, Chordata, Mammalia, Artiodactyla, Delphinidae. Gene Ontology annotation, cellular component: nucleoplasm. The record is from RefSeq and is a predicted model, not a curated record.
GUUGUAGUUCUUGGGGCCCGGCUGGGGACGCCGGGAAAGACCAUUGGUCUUACUUGGUCGCGGCCGCUGCCACCAUGUCCCGCGUGUCGGUCCCUUGUCAUGUGAAAGGUACCGUGGCCCUGCAGGUGGGCGACGUGCGGACCUCCCAAGGCCGGCCUGGCGUGCUGGUCAUCGAUGUCACCUUCCCCAGCGUCGCGCCCUUCGAGCACACCUCAACACACACUCCAGCCAAGUGGGUGACCUGCCUUCGGGACUACUGCCUGAUGCCUGACCCACACAGUGAGGAGGGAGCUCAGGAGUAUGUAUCGCUGUUCAAGCACCAGAUGCUGUGUGACAUGGGCAAAGUACUGGAACUACGCCUGAUUCUGCGACAGCCAUCACCACUGUGGUUGUCUUUCACGGUGGAGGAGCUGCAGAUCUACAAACAGGGACCAAAGAGCCCUUCCAUGACCUUCCCCAAGUGGCUCUCGCACCCAGUGCCUUGUGAGCAGCCUGCUCCCCUUCUUGAGGGUCUCCCAGACCCCAGCAGGGUAUCAUCCGAGGUACAGCAGAUGUGGGCGCUGACAGAGAUGAUCCGGGCCAGUCAUACCUCCACAAGGAUCGGCCGCUUUGAUGUGGAUGGCUGUUAUGACCUGAACUUGCUCUCCUACACUUGAGCUGUGGCCCUUAGUCAAGACGUUGGCCUUCCGUGCCCAUCCAGGCCCAGCUUGGGCCAUCAGAGGCUGAAGUGCUGUCCCUGUGCAUUCCGAGUGUUGCCUGCAUGCGCAUUCUGUCAGGACCACGUUCACAGAGUCAAGAUUCUUGGGGGCUCACUGUGUUGCUUUAGCAUGAACUCCUGGAGGGGAUACGCUCUGUCCUCACCUGACUGCAACCCAAACCUCCUCCUUCGCCCUCCCUAAAAACACUCCAGUUCUAUUCCUAAGAAUCCCCCUGUGCCCUCUGUCUCCCCUGCCAACAUGAACAUUGCUGUCUUCUGCCUGCUCCCUCACCCUGAGUGUAGUAGGCUGGGGUAACCUACUAGAACCUGCUCUGUCUAGCCUUGGAAGACUGCUGUAACUUGGCAGUCGUAGUUUGGAAGCUUGAAGGAGAAACAGGAGCCGCGUUUUUCCUUCUGCGCCCCCUAAUGGUCUUCUUUCCCUUUGUAUUAUGCCCACAAAAAGAAAAUUCCUAUCUAAACUCUUCUGCUGCUUGCCUGGGGAGCCACACAAAGCUGGGAAUUUGGGCAGCCUGAGUCCCUUGGUGCCUGAGUUGGCUCCUGGAUGUGUGUUCAAAUGGGUCUGCCCCCAUCCAUCGGGUCUGGGCGGGUGCCCUGGGCAAGGCUGGGGCCUGAAAAUGAGUCCUGGGACCUGUCUGCCAUCUGACAGAGCCCAAAGCGCAUCCUUGUCCCUCUUCCAGUUGCCCCCAUCUAAGAGCCACGCUCAGUGUGAUGAGAGAUCAACCUCGGUGGUGGUGGUGGGGGCCAGGUGAGGGUUCUCAUUGGUGUCUUUUAAGAGGCUGAGGUUUUCUACAACCCCAGGCCAGCAGCUGAAUAAGACAGGCUGCUGCUCCUUAUGAGAAAAUCCUGCUUCUCUCUGUUUUUUCCUGGCUUGCUUCUGGGGGCUGUUAUGAGGCAGUACUGCAACAUGUGUUGGACCUGGAAAAUUGGAUGUUUGUGUGGCUCAACAGCUUUCUAGGGGAAGGGCAGCCACUUUUUGGUGGCCACCUUCUGAUGUCACCUAUCAGAGUUCUUGUAGGUGGUAUCUGCCUGCAGGGUCAUUUACUAAGCCCCAUUCAGCUUUUGCUAAGAGGGUAAUGAUCAGUCUUGUGCUCAGGGAGUAGCAGCUCUCAGUGUGUAUGUGAGUGAGGGGGGAGGUCCCUGGGAUGGCAGGGACCCUGCUUCCUGCACAGCUCUGUCCCCAGCACAGGGCCUAGUGUGCAGCAAGAUCAAUAAAUACUUGUGGAAUGCAUCACUGUGCCCGCUGCCUACGUUUGCCCGGCGAGAGAGCUGGAGACCCUCACAUGAGGCCAGGUUACUGUGGCACUCUGCCUGCCGGGCUGACUCCACCCUCCUGUGCCCUCUCCAUCCCUUACCCUCCCCCCAUUCGACCUUACACUCCUAUUGUCCUAAACUGGUGAUUCAGGCCUUUCAGCCCUUUGCAGAACUUUGGCCCUUUGGAGGCAGGGCAGUCAGCAGGGGGAGGUCUAGCCCCCAGCUCUAUUUCUGAGUGGCUUAACUGGCUCCAACCGCCCAAUCUGCCCUGAUCAGAUGGAAGCGCCCGGGGCUAUUUCCCUGCAGCUGGGAGUCAACGCACUGUGUGCUCUAAAGCUGCGUCUGCCCUUGGGGCUGCCCACUCCCUCUUCUGAUCCCCUGGGCGGGGGAGAGACCUAGCUAAGCAGGGCUUGGACUACAUCUCCCAGCGUGCCUGUCAGAGUGGUGGCCUCUGUGCGUCGGCUGCACCCGUUGCGGGCAACAAUGCAGCGGGCUGGGAGCAUGAUGUCCCGUCUGGGCUCGUGUCUCCAGGCGCUCCCCUCGGCCCUGCGCCGUUCUCUCAGUAGUGCACAGGUGGGAUAGAGGGUGCUGGGUUGUGGUGCCAGUCUUGGAGGGUGGGGGAGGAAGAGGGCUGGGGCCUGGGGCCUUGGUGGCACUGAGCCCGGCCGCCCGCAGGACGUGCUCCGCAGGACACCACUCUAUGACU